AGACCGUCUUAAUAUAUGAAAAAACACACUUCAUAGAAAUAAGAUCUAUUAUUAUGCCUAUAUGCAUAUUUCCUGGGCAUGACAGCUGCAAAUAAUCUUAUCAAUGGAAGGCUAUUUGUGCAAAUUAGUUAAAUUAAGUUAAUAAAUAUGGAAUUGUUGAAACAUGAAAUGUGCUUUGUCCACUGACUAUGCUCACCACAAGGGGGCAGCAGUGCACUUCACGCAGCAUCACAGCUACCCUGCAGAAGAAGAACGCCGUUGCUACGCGACGCAACACGCAUCACAACUGCGUUAUAACCAGUCUAUGGUUAAAACAUUAUUCGAGCCUUUCUUUCCACAUUUCUGCCCACAUUUAUUGUUCAACUAUCCAGCCAUGUCUCUUCCAGACACAAUGUACUGUUCCCAGCAAAUCAACAUCCCCCCCGUGCUGCCAGACAUCCUGAAAAACUUCACUAAGGCAGCCAUCCGUACACAGCCCAAGGAUUUGCUGGUGUGGUCUGCGGCAUACUUCAGUGCGCUGUCUAAAGGAGAGUGUCUGCCAGUCAAGGACAGGCUGGAGAUGAAUGCCGCCACCCAGAGAACUGACACAGGGCUGACUCCAGGUCUACUCAAGACUCUUCACAAACAGCUGUCCCCCAGGGAAACAUGCAGCAAGGAGGAAGUGCAGAAGAAGUGGAAGGGCCUGUGUCUCCCCGUGGAUCAGCUGGAGAGCCUGCUGUCGCUGGGCAGCUUUGGCUCAGACAUCGACUGGAUGGAGUUUUUCUCUCUGGCCUGCAGUGCUCUGGGAGGGACCCUCGUGAGUUCUCUGAAGUUUGCCUGUGAGAUCCUGACAGAGGAUGAGGAGGGCGGUGCUGCGAGGAUCCCCUUCGACACCUUCGUCAAACUCUACACCUACCUGGCUCACCUGGACGGAGACAUGCCACAGCAACACAUCGACAACUUCCUCAACAGCCUGCAGCUACAAGUGGAGCUCCAACACGGGAUGAUUAAACCUUUAGACUUCAUAUAUCAGGAUGAUAUCGACUCAACGACUCAUGCUUCGUCAAACUUUGCCAGAGCAACCUCACGAGCGGAAUAACAAUUAUGUGUACAACAUUGACACAGUGACUGCAUGUUGAUGCAUUUGUUUACGGGUGAGACCGAAACACCUUUCACUACUCUGUGUCUAAUGUAACUAAUGCGCUGGAUUUGGGUUUACAACUCACAUUAUCUUGGUGCUGAGGUGGGAUGAGUGAGCAGAAACCUCCAGGGCUGCAUAUGAUAGGGACCUGUCAAUCAAGCACACUUCCCCAUUAUAUUCUUUAUGGAACAAUGAUCUCACAAUCCCCACAGUGACACAGAUUGGCACAUGUCAAAUUAAUUAUUGAGACCUGAACUCCUAGUGAAAAGAUGUAAUUAUUUGGUAUUACAAGAGAGAUGUUCUUUCUUUGAGCUAGUGUUCCUGCAGCUAUUGGGAUAAUGACAGUUCAAAGCACUUCUGCAUUCCCCACUAUUCCUCACCAUCACAGUGAGAUGUUUCAGUCUAGGUAUCUUUGUAUUGUAUUUUGUGUAUUUUUUAUCAUUAGUGAUUCCGCCUCUAACAGCAUUUGAGGAAAGUGCUAUACAUAAUGCUGAUUUGGCCAGGCUGUAUUUGGGGAGUUGUUCUUACACACAUGAACACACAUCACACAAAAUCAUGGUCCAUUGCUGGCUGAUUAAAAUUAGUUAAUUACCACUUGUGGACUAUUCAAUUGCUCUUAUUCAACUGGCAGUGAAAGCUUUUUCUGUCCCUGAAUUGAAGUGUUGUCCUUAGCCUCUUAAUAAGUGGUGUCUGUCCCGACCCCAUGAACUGAUUGAGCAAUAAUAUAUGAAGUGCUUCUAAUCACUCUACUAAUAAUCACUACAUUAAGUCGUUCCUAUGAAGUGGAAAAACAUAAUUUUCUGGCAAAUCUAAGACACAAGCGGACCCAUUAAAACCUUGUUGUAAACACUCACAAUUAUCAUCACACACACACCCCACAAAAACCUAAACAGUUCAGUACUUGUGUCAAGAAGAGAUCACAGGGACCUUUGUAUUGCACUCCUGCUUCAGGUAUGCCAUCGAAGAGUCCAUGGUGUGUUGGUGUGUUGGUGUGUUCUGGCUGCUUGUGGUCUUAGGGGGAAUAUAUAAACGACCAAAUGGGGGAAUGACUGCAGAAGCUUGUCUAAUACUACCAGCACCAAGGUCAAUAUGCUCAUUAAGUUCAUUUGGGAUGCUAGCAUUUAUAAACCAAGAGUGAUCUUAUAAAUGUAUUGAUGAUCAAUAAAAUCAUCAUGACUUAAGAGCAAUCAUUUCUUUGUGUAGAGAACAUUUUGCUGCUAUUUAUGUGUACAUGCGUUAUGUGCGGAUAGUCAGAGAAGUAUUUGAAACAACCACUUUGGGGACAAUGUUCAGUGCAUUCAUGUUUCAGUAACCUAUGCAUUUUAACUUGUCAUUACUAGACCCAGGAGGAUAAAGCAUGGCAGUUUUCAUUAUGUGUUAUGUAGUAUGUUAUUGACUCAUUGAUAAAUGUUUCAACAUUCUAUUUUAAGACCGUUUCCCAUAUUUUUCUACACAUUGUACAAUGACUUUUUCUGACAUAAUUCUGUCAUUUUUUGAUAAUUUCGACAUACAAAAUUAUUGAGUUUUUCCUGAUAUUUUCGAAAGGCUCUACAAUGUCGAAAUAUUCAGAAAUAACUACAUAGAGUAGUAUAGUUUGUCGAAAUUAUGCAAAAAAUUAAAUAGUAUAGAAUACUAUUUCAUCACGUUAUAGUCACUGUUCGAAAUGGGUGGGAGCCAGGGGGGAGCCCAAAAAAAUGCAUAUUUGUGUCACACAGAUUAGAAAUGUUGAGUUUCUGUAAAUAAAAGUUCUUGAAAUAAAUAAUAGUCAUUGUUCA
This is a messenger RNA of Trematomus bernacchii (emerald rockcod), 2895 nucleotides long. It is a transcript of the gene ropn1l, whose product is annotated as rhophilin associated tail protein 1-like. The transcript is spliced from 6 exons. Bases 164 to 1078 code for a protein of 304 amino acids. NCBI's taxonomy places the organism in Eukaryota, Metazoa, Chordata, Actinopteri, Perciformes, Nototheniidae. The record is from RefSeq and is a predicted model, not a curated record.